AUGAAGUUCGAAGGAACUCAUCUGUUUUCGGUGCUCAUCUCAUGGAGAAGUCUAAGUCGUUUCCUCUUGUCAAUGACGUUGUUGCUGGUGCUGCCGCGGUACACUUGUGUAGGUGCAGCAGCACAAACCAACAUCACCACGGACCAGUAUGCUCUUCUUGCUCUGAAAUCCCAUAUCCGUAGUGACCCAGACAACAUCUUGGCCAACUGGUCAACCAUCACCCCAGUUUGUAAUUGGGUUGGCAUUACUUGUGGUGCUCGCCACUCGAGAGUUUCAGUCUUAAACCUCUCUUAUAUGAGACUCACUGGCAUCAUUCCACCUCACCUCGGCAACCUCUCAUUUCUUAUUAGGCUGCUUUCCAUAAACAACAGUUUCCAUGGCCCCUUGCCCCAUGAAUUGUCUUAUUUACAUCGCCUCAAGUUUUUUAGCUUCGCAUUCAACAAUUUGGUGGGAUCCAUUCCAUUGUGGUUUGGGUCCUUCCCUAAACUUCUCAGCUUCAAUUUGAGUGGCAAUCAAUUUUCAGGUUCUAUACCCACGACCAUCUUCAACUUAUCUACGUUGCAAGUGAUUGAUCUAGACAACAACCAACUAUCAGGAGAGAUACCAAGUAAAAUUGGGAACUUAACAAGGCUGAAGAAGAUAUACCUGAGCUACAACAAAUUCACCGAAAUUCCAAACGAGAUCGGCUUUUUAGAUCAGGUGGAGCAUUUGUUCAUUCAGGUGAAUGCCCUAAAAGGUCAUGUUCCUGCCAGUGUCUUCAACAUGUCCUCUUUGACUUUUUUGACUCUAUAUGGAAACAGUUUGAGUGGCGGUCUUCCGGACAAUAUAUGCCAGCAUCUUCCUAGUCUUCAUGGAAGCAUACCCAAAUAUAUUGGCAACUUAACCCAAUUAACAACGAUUUUUCUUAACAGCAACAAUUUGACAGGCACUAUACCAAACGAGAUCGGUGAUCUUCAGAAUUUAGAGCUUAUAGCCAUCCAAAUUAACCAUCUAAAUGGCCUCAUCCCAGCCUCAAUCUUCAAUAUCUCCACGAUAACAGCCCUUGCACUUGGUUUCAAUAUGCUAUCAGGUAGCCUCCCAGCAAACAUAGGCCUUGGGGCUCCAAACCUACAACACCUUUAUCUAGGAGGAGGUGACCUCAGUGGAGUAAUCCCCAACCUCUCCAAUGCUUCUAUGCUCACGAAGCUAGAUUUGACCGAAAACUCAUUUACAGGGUUUAUUCCAAGCACGCUCUGUGCCUUGACAAACCUUCAGACAAUUAGGUUAUCAUUGAAUAAUUUGGCGAUUGAUACUUCGACUCCAGAAGCAACCACUCUCUCUUGUUUGGCUAAUCUCCCAAAUUUGACAACACUACAAUUGUCAUAUAAUCCUUUAAAUGUCACACUUGAUGAUUCCUCUCGGAAUUGCUCUACAUUGUCGCGGCUUCAAUAUAUUUUUUUAUCCAACUGCAGCAUAAGGGGUAACAUUCCCAUUGGUAUUAGCAACAUUAGCAGCUUGGUAACUUUAUCCCUGGAUGGCAAUCAAUUGAGUGGAUCAAUUCCAACUUCACUGGGAAGACUAGGGAAUCUCCAAGGUUUGUACUUGAAUUACAACAAAUUGCAAGGGUACAUCCCAUAUGAACUUUGUCAACUAGAUAAGCUAGUUGAAUUGCUUUUGGGUAGUAAUCAGCUCUCUGGUUCUAUACCUUCCUGUUUGGGUGAUUUAGCCGCAUCUCUAAGAACUCUAUCACUAGAGUCCAAUUCGUUGAGUUCCACAAUACCAUCAAAUUUUUGGAAUCUUGUUGAUAUCUUGCAUGUCAACUUGUCAUCCAAUUCUCUAAUUGGAUCUCUCUCACAAGAUAUUGGAAACUUGAAAGUUGUGGUAGAUGUAGAUUUAUCAAAUAACCAUUUAUUUGGUAUUCUACCAAGCACCAUUGGGGGUCUUCGCGAUUUGGUUACACUCUCUUUGGCAAAUAAUGAUUUGGAAGGCUCUAUUCCAAGUUCAUUUCAUGACUUGCUCAGCCUACAAUUCUUGAAUUUAUCCAAAAACAAUCUGUCUGGAGAGAUCCCCAAGUCUUUAGAAGCCCUUUUAGUUCUCAAGUAUCUGGAUUUGUCUUUCAACAGGCUCCAAGGACAAAUUCCAACUGGUGGACCGUUUCAAAACUUCUCUGCUCAAUCAUUUGUCUCAAACAGUGCAUUAUGUGGUGCACCCCGACUUCAUGUUCCACCAUGCAAAAAAGAUGUUGCAAUAAAGGUUUUCAGUUUACAGCUAGAAGGGGCAUUCAAGAGUUUUGAUAGGGAAUGUGAAAUCCUAAGCAAUAUUCGUCAUCGAAACCUUAUCAAAAUCAUCAGUUGUUGCAGUGAAAUUGAUUUCAAAGCCCUGAGGAUGAACAUAAUGAUAGACGUUGCGUCGGGAUUGGAAUACCUACACCAUGGUUAUUCAAUACCUAUAGUCCAUUGUGAUUUGAAGCCGAGCAAUAUACUACUAGAUGAUGAUAUGGUUGCACAUGUUGCUGAUUUUGGAAUUGCAAAACUCUUGGAUGGAGGAGAUUCUAUGACCCAAACCAUGACCCUAGCCACAGUUGGGUAUAUGGCUCCAGAGUGUGGAAUUGAAGGAAUAGUUUCAAGAAGAGGGGAUGUGUACAGUUUUGGAAUUCUAGUGCUGGAAACAUUCACAAUAAGGAAGCCAACAGAUGAGAUGUUUGAUGAGGAAAUGAAUAUAAAGCAAUGGGUUGCAAACUCACUACUACUACCAGAUGCAAAGAUAGAUGAAGUUGUGGAUGCCAAUUUGCUUGGGAUUGGGACAGAGCAGGAAGAUGAUGAUCAUGUGAGAAAGAGGAAUUGCUUAUCAUCCAUUAUGCGAUUAGCUCUUGCUUGCUGUGCAGAAUCACCAGAAGAGAGGAUAAGUAUGAAAGAAUCUGUAGCCACACUCAAUAAAAUCAAGAUGAAGUUUUCCAAGGACGCCGCAAAAGGUGUGGUGUUAAACCGUCCUCUUGCUCAGCGGUUCAUUUAA
Molecule: messenger RNA, 2991 nt
Organism: Prunus armeniaca (apricot)
Lineage: Eukaryota; Viridiplantae; Streptophyta; Magnoliopsida; Rosales; Rosaceae
Source: the annotation of a GenBank genome assembly